This is a messenger RNA of Prunus avium (sweet cherry), 618 nucleotides long. RefSeq names its product basic blue protein. NCBI's taxonomy places the organism in Eukaryota, Viridiplantae, Streptophyta, Magnoliopsida, Rosales, Rosaceae. The record is from RefSeq and is a predicted model, not a curated record. Gene Ontology annotation, cellular component: plasma membrane. Gene Ontology annotation, molecular function: electron transfer activity.
ACCGUCACUGAUUUGAAGGGUCUAUAAUGAAUCUAUAUGUCAAAAACUGGGUCCUACGACUCCCACUACCACCCUCAUUAAAAAGGCCACACCGCUCAUCUUUAUCAGUCACAACUUAACCCCUCUCUCUCUCUCUCUCUCUCUCUCUGUGUUGUUGUUGUUGUUUUUGGACUUCAAGUUUACUAAACGGUGCCGUUUGAGAUCAUGGGUCAGAGAAGAGGCAGUGCAGGGGUUGGUGUGGUUUUGAUGAUGUGCCUGAGUUUGCUGCUGCUGCAUUCUGAAUGGGCUGAAGCCAGAAGCUACACUGUUGGGGAUGCAGGUGGUUGGACGUUUAACGUUGCUGGGUGGCCUAAGGGGAAGCCAUUUAGAGCCGGUGACGUGCUUGUUUUCAACUACGCGUCUUCUGCUCACAAUGUGGUUGCUGUGAACAAGGCUGGGUAUCGGACAUGUAGCAGUCCAAGAGCUGCCAAAGUCUUUCAGACUGGAAAAGAUCAGAUCAAGCUUGCUAAAGGACAGAACUUCUUCAUUUGCAAUUUCCCAGGCCACUGCCAAUCUGGCAUGAAAAUUGCCAUCACUGCAGCCUAGGCUUAUCUCAUAUAUAUUUAUAUAUAUAUAAUA